AUUGCUUUCGCAGCGUCAUCUCAGCUGAAACACCGUAUAUCUAGUGCACUGAUUACGGCUGCUUUUUCAAUCGAUCUUUUACCUUUUUCCUUUGGAGGGAUAUGUCUACUCUAAUAAGCUAUUUUAAAAACGGACGGGUGAUGCAUUUCAGUAUUUAUUUCAUUAUUUCAUUUUACCGUGAAACCAUUUGGUGACGGGGAAGAGCAUGAAGUGAUUGUCAUUUGUUGGCUUUUGGGGGGAGUGUGGUGACCGAAAGCGGUUGUAUCGGCGUAGGCUAUAUCAUAGUGCUCCAAUCUUAAGUCUAUUUCUUUGUGGUAGAGCCUUUGGCAAUCAGCAUAUGUUCUCUCCGUCUCUGGUAAGUGGGGGAGGCGGAGAGAGACGGGCUGUGGGAGAAGGCGGUUUAUUACCCGUGGAGCAAAACACAGUUUAUUUAGAGGGAUGAAUCGUAUGCAUUUUUUGCAAGUGGACUACAAAACUAAUUGUUGACUGCUGCAUUUGGCGUAUUUUCUCUGUGGCGAAUUAUACAGAAAACCAUCACUGCUGAGCAAGGCGCCCACCAGACCACUGCAAUUUCUGGGCAAAGAUAGACUGGCGUCGUCUUGUGGAUAGGCUUCUAUGGCAGCAUAUGGCAUCUUCUGAAGGGAAGAAUCCACGAAUCGUUUGCAUUUUAGAAUGUAUUUUUAGCAGAAUGCAGUGACGGGAUUUUGAACCCAGCAUCAUUAGCCUACGCGGUUUCCGGUUCCUAGCUGGUGUUUCCCCAUUGCAAAAUUAUCGGAAAAAGCAGCGGAUCCCGAUGGCAUGGACACUUACGCAAGGUCUGCCGCGCUGCCGUGCUACUGGAGCCUAUUUGCUGUCUCUCCCUUCAACCCAGCUCCACCGCCAUCGCCCCGCAGCCCAGAGAGCCCUGCCGCAACGCGACCAGCGACCACCGAGCCAAAGCAGGCGGCAUGAGGCUUGAUUCAGUACAUUUAUCCAUGCUGGUCAUCGGGGUCUCUUUCGCCUGCUACUCCCCGAGUUUGAAUUCUCUGCAGGACCAGGCUUACAAUUCCGCCGUGGUGAUCGAGGGCAAGGUGCAGUCCGCGCCUCUGAACGACUCAGUCGAGGCGUACAGUGUGAAUGUCAAAGUGCUGGACUUGUGGCCGCGGAACAGCGGAGGUCUGGAACGGGAGCAGCUCGUCACCGUGGGGGAAUUCGGAUCGGAGGCUCUUUGCACCACAGUGAUAAAGAAUCACAAGUAUAUUUUUUUCAUGGACCCAACUGAUGAGCCUCUGGUUUUCAAGGCGUCGUAUGCUCCCAUAGACACUCGUGGGAAUAAUCUAAAAAAAGAUGUUGGGAGGAUCUUGUGUGAAAACUGCGCUAAUGCCCCAAAGUUGAAGCGGUUGAGGAACCUGAUGGUGGAAGAGGGGAGCAGGCUCACGGUCAAGUGUGAGGCUACAGGAAACCCCAGCCCUACCUACAAAUGGUUCAAAGAUGGCAGUGAGCUCAAGAAAAGCAGAGAUGUCAAAAUAAAGUCCAGCCAGAAGAACUCCAGGGUCCAGAUCAGCAGAGCCAAGCUGGAGCAUUCUGGGAAUUACACGUGUGUGGCAGAGAACCUUCUGGGGAACUCCAACUCCACGAGCACUGUUCAUGUCCAAAGCAUAACUACCACACCGUCUCCAGGCUCGGGCCAUGCCAGAAGAUGCAAUGACUCAGAGAAGGCCUACUGCGUGAACGGCGGCGACUGUUACUUCAUACAUGGUAUCAAUCAGUUCUCCUGCAAAUGUCCAGAUGGAUUCUUCGGCCAGCGGUGUUUGCAAACAGAGCCGCUGCGGUUGCGCAUGCCCAAUCCUUACAAAAAAGCUGAAGAGCUCUACCAGAAAAGAGUCCUGACAAUCACGGGGAUCUGCGUGGCUCUGCUGGUGGUGGGCAUUGUGUGUGUGGUGGCCUACUGCAAAACCAAGAGACAGAGGAAGAAGAUGCACAAUCACCUGCAGCAGAACAUGUGUGCAGAUCACCCAAACCGGAACCUAGCGAACGGACCCAAUCACCCAGGACCUGGCCCUGAGGAGAUACCCAUGGUAGAUUACAUCUCUAAGAAUGUGCCUGCAACGGAGCGAGUCAUAGGGCAUGUACCAGAGGACUCGUUCCCAGGCAGCCAUGCGUCCUCCAGAUCUCACAACUCCUCUACCCAUGCCCAUUCAUCCACUCACAGACACGAGGAGCGGACAUGGAGCCUGGAGCGGACUGACAGUGUCCUCUCAGACUCACCAGGCAUGAUGUCGUCCUCCGUGGGGACCAGUAGGUGCAACAGUCCUGCGUGCAUGGAGGCCAGGGCCAGGCGUGCCGCACACUGUGGCUCUACUGUGCCCCACCGGCCGGGCCUGCAGUAUGAAGACUCGUUCGAUUCGCUGGGGGACUCUCCACACAGCGACAGGUAUGUGUCAGCCCUGACAACGCCGGCCCGCCUGUCUCCAGUGGACUUCUUUUACUCGCUGUCCCCGCAGGUGCCUUCCUUCCAGAUCACCUCCCCCAACACCAGCCAGGCCAUGUCCCUGCCACCCGCCGCCCACACCCCCUACCCCCCGGAGAAUGACCAGCCUCUGCUGCGGCGCUACCAGGUGCCCCUGCAUGACGUCCAGCGCCAAGAGCCCUACCGGCAGCAGCGCUGCACCUACCUGAACGACAGCACGGGCAGCCUGCCCUCUAGUCCCUACAGGCUGGCUGAGGAAGAAGACUACGAGACCACACAGGAGUACCUCUCCUCCCGUGAACAACCAAAGAAAAGUGGGACCGGCAGUGGUGGUGUUGGGGGUCGGCGCUUGCGGAGGUCCAGACAGAACGGCUACGUAGCGCCGAGAGGAUACGAGGCGUCACAGGACUACGGCUCUCGCAGCUGCCUGAUGGACAGCGAGUCGGAGGGGGAGGGUGAGAGCACGCCCUUCCUCAGUAUGCAGAAUAUGAAUGCGGAGCCCUCCACCAUCUGCAGGCCGGCCAACAGUAGGACUUCUCAGUCACACUCUUCGGGGCGGCACGGUGCACGUGGGACUGUACAGACCAGAGAGACGCACUCACGGUCCAAACCGGACAAUGUACCGCAUUAAAGAAAGAAGAUGAGCUACCAACGAAAAUCAAUAUAGUAUAAACCUGCACCUAUACAAAAUAUUUUUAUUUUAUAUAACUGACAGAUAUUCUAAACAAAUGAAAUAUUUAUUUUCAUUUUUAGCAAAAGUUGUCUACUAGUUAACAGCAAAGACUUUUUUAUAGGGAAAACUCUAUUUAUAUGUACAUUUUGAUUUACAGUAUAAAAAGACGUGCCAAUUUUUUCACAACUUCAAACAUUGAGUAAUAUUGUGGUGCCUUUUGAUGUAUUCCGAUGGCAGAGGGCCAGUGGAAGUUUUUGUAGCCUUUCUUAUAUGGACAUCAUUUCUUAUACAUGUUUCCUCUGUUGUUUUCUUUUUUGGGCUUUGUUUUUUCUUCUUUUCAGGCUGCGUUCUUCUGGGAGUCGAGCCCCAUUUGAACAUUACCCCUCCCCUUCCACAUCAUGCAAUAUAAACCACUUAAUCAUAAGGUGUAUGUUUACAUGAAUAUAAUUCACCUAUAGGGUUUAUCAUUUUGGGACUCUCCAGUAGAAAAUCUGAUCAAUGCAACGCAGGUCCUUGCUCUCUGAGUGGGGAGGAGUGUUUGUGUGUGCGUAAGUGCGUGUACUCACGUGUUUGUGUGCGUAUGUGUGUGUGUGUGUCUGUGUGGGGGGGGGGGGGGGAUUUUGUGUACAGCUAUGCUUGUGCGUGUGUGAGUGUUACAAGUCCUAAUGUGUUGUUGUACCAACCAACUGGUUGCUAUCUUGGGCGCCAAAGCAAUUGUAUCAGUAGAGGAAAGCUGCAGGUGCACAGUGAAGAUCAGCCUGGGUUCCAGGGUUGCGCAGGGUAGAGGGUAGAGAGUUAUGUUGGGUAGAGAGUUAUGUUGGGUAGAGAGUUAUGUUGGGUACAGAGUUAUGUUGGGUAGAGAGUUCUGCAUGUCAUUGCUUGAUGUGUGUUUACAUCUGCCCCACCUUUGUUUCCUGGCCCCCUCCUUGUACCAACAGGGUAAGGUUCGUUUCCUGGCCUCCUCCUUGUACCAACAGGGUAAGGUUAGUUUCCUGGCCUCCUCCUUGUACCAACAGGGUAAGGUUUGUUUCCUGCCCCCUCCUUGUACCAACAGGGUAAGGUUUGUCUCCUGGCCCCCUCCUUGUACCAACAGGGUAAGGUUUGUCUCCUGGCCCCCUCCUUGUACCAACAGGGUAAGGUUUGUCUCCUGGCCCCCUCCUUGUACCAACAGGGUAAGGUUUGCCUCCUGGCCCCCUCCUUGUACCAACAGGGUAAGGUUUGUCUCCAGGCCCCCUCCUUGUACCAACAGGGUAAGGUUUGUCUCCUGGCCCCCUCCUUGUACCAACAAGGUAAGGUUUGUCUCCUGGCCCCCUCCUUGUACCAACAGGGUAAGGUUUGUCUGCUGGCCCCCUCCUUGUACCAACAGGGUAAGGUUUGUCUCCUGGCCCCCUCCUUGUACCAACAGGGUAAGGUUUGUCUCCUGGCCCCCUCCUUGUACCAACAGGGUAUGGUUUGUCUCCUGGCUCCUUACUGGUCCCACCAGGGUAAGGUUUGUCUCAUGGUAGCCUCCUUGUCCUGGCUGAUUCUGAAGAAGAAAUGUCGUUGGCCAGUUUCUCAGUUGGUCUGGAGAUAUCCCUGCCAUCAGUGAUAGUGGCUCAAUGCAAAGAGACAAAACUAAAAGCAAGAACAUCCCAUGAAUGUAUAUCUUUCUCCCAUCACCCAUGCCUCCUCCUCAUCCUCCUCACCUGUCCAUUGUGUCCCUGUGGCCAAAGUAAAGGUUCGCACAGCAUCUCAGGACUUCCACCCACCCCUCUGCCCCCUCUUCCCCUCUCUCUCUCCCCCUCUCCCUCCACCAAAAUAUUUCCCUAAGACUAAGCCCCCCCCCCCCCCCCAAGGACAUAAAGAACACACCCAACAUGCUCUGCCUCUGAGCACUCCCAUCUAAAGAGAAAGAAAUGAGAGUGGAAUCUCAGUGGAGAACAGAACAGAAUAUAACAGAAUAGAAUAGAGUAGAGCAGAACAUACUAAACCAAUACAAGAGAAGUAGCUGUGAAACUUUGGAGGAUCAUAAAAUGCCAAAAUAUGCAAACGUUCUAUUUUGCUCUGUUUGAUGACAUCAUUUUCUAAGAGGUGUGUUGUGUGAAACCUAUGUAAUGCCUAUUGUGCAGGAGAAGUAACAUGAUAUCAAUACAUAUUUAUAUCCAUUCUUAUUUUCCAUGCAGUUAUGCAGCGCUUGCUCAAAUUGUCAAUUUUCCUCAUUCACAGAUUCAUGUCCAUUGACACUGAAUUCUUAUCGCACCAGACCAAGCAGACAACACGCAAGUCUACAGUAAUGACUAAUCACUUUAAAGGGUCUCAUUCACUAAUGUUGAGUGCUGCUCGGUCUUGUGGAUAAGGAUAAUAAUGUUGAUUGUUAUGAAGUAUGUCACUAACAGGUUUGGAAGUUAAUUUCAUACCUGUCAAAAAUGUUGGAGUAAAUGGUUCUGACAAUGCAUUUGAAAUGAUUAUUGGUAAUCCUGCAAAACUGGUUAUAUACAUUCUAAAAUAUAACCAAAAAAAGAAAUCAUCAGAUGAGUCUAGGUCAAAAGUAAACUAAUAAGUAGGAUUUAAAACACAACGGCUGUAAGAUGAAGGCACAUUGACAAAGACACGUAGACACGUAGACAUCUCACAAAUGGAUUUUCUCUCAUUUCGGUUUCUCACACUCUGAGUGUAAUUUUGUAUGUUUGAAAAAUGUAAAAGAAGACAGUAGUUCUAGUUUAAAUGUGAUAUUUCCCCAACCUUGCCCCCCUCCUCACCCAAUAGAAGUGCUGCCAGGUUUUUAUUUUUAUUCCCUUGCUUGACAUGUUUCCACACCUCUCCUCUGCAUGUACUUGUGGUCAAGGUAUAUGGGUGCAUGGUGGUGAAAAGCAGCAGUCAGUUUAUUUUCAGUCAGUGGAAGUGUGUUUCAUUUAACAUUCAGCAAUAAAUAUAUCCCCCCCCAUCUCCAUUCUAGGAAUAUGCUAGAAAAAAAGUACAAAUGCGAGAUUGUCAUAGAUUGUAAAAUAAAAUUUGAAAAAUAAUCCACAAA
Molecule: messenger RNA, 6132 nt
Organism: Oncorhynchus kisutch (coho salmon)
Lineage: Eukaryota; Metazoa; Chordata; Actinopteri; Salmoniformes; Salmonidae
Gene: nrg2a
Product: neuregulin 2a
Exons: 10
Coding region: 948-3080 (710 amino acids)
Biological process (GO): intracellular signal transduction; animal organ development; nervous system development
Molecular function (GO): signaling receptor binding
Source: RefSeq, a predicted model, not a curated record